Parus major (Great Tit) is the source of this 2189-nucleotide messenger RNA. RefSeq names its product zinc finger C3HC-type containing 1 (gene ZC3HC1). Bases 267 to 1850 code for a protein of 527 amino acids. Gene Ontology annotation, cellular component: nucleus. The record is from RefSeq and is a predicted model, not a curated record. Lineage: Eukaryota; Metazoa; Chordata; Aves; Passeriformes; Paridae. The transcript is spliced from 9 exons. Gene Ontology annotation, molecular function: zinc ion binding.
UCGAUCCAGGCUGGAUCAAUUGAGCGCCGAGAGCGGGGACGCGGGGACAUUCACGGGGACAUUCUCGGGGACACCCCCGGGGACAUUCGCGGGGACUUUCACGGGGGCGCCGGCGCCCCCCGAGUCCUCCGCGAGGUUCCGGAGGCCGUGCCGGUGUUGCGCGAGGUAAUGUGCGACCCCGCGGGCCGAGCGGAACGAUCGUGCGCGAGCGGAACGUUCGUGCGGGCCCGCGUUUCCCGGGCCGUGACCUGCAAGGAGGGACCAAAAUGGCGGCGCCCAGCGCCGGGGGCGCGGCGGCGGCAGCGGCGGGGGGGAACCGAGGGCGGCCGCCUCCCGUCACCCCCCGGCAGAUCCGCGACCUCAUCGACGGCGGCAUCGCCACCGAGGGGCCCGGGCCCGGCGGGAAAGACACAUCCGACUGCUCGGAUCGAGCCAAUGGACCUUCCCAAAUGGAAGCUCUUUCCUUGGAAUCUGCCAGCAGGGAAGCUUAUUUCAGCAGAGUGGAAACAUUCACCAUAUCCUUUGGAAUGCUGGGAAUUCCAGCUUGGAAUUGUGGGGGAAGGGAUCCAGAGGGAUCAUCCAUCCAAUUCCCGGCCUUGCAUCCCAAAAUUCCACCCCCUGUCCGUGAAGCUUCAGGCUCUGCAUCCUCGGGCAGCACCCCAGGGAAACUCUCCCAAUCCUGGUGCUUUCUUCUCCUGGCUUGGUUUUCCCAGCGAUUCCCUGAGGAGGUGGCUCCACAGGGAAUUAUCCCAGAGUUUUUCCCUGCAGACAAGGAGCGCUGUGAGGAGCUCAGGAAGGCUCUGAGCACUGCCCAUGAGAAGUUCUGCUUCUGGCCAGACAGCCCCUGCCCAGAUCGCUUUGCCAGGCUGCUGGUGGAUGAGCCCAGAGUCCUUCUCCAGGAUUUCCUGGAUCGUUUCCAGAGCCUGUGUCAGCUGGAGCUGCAGCUGCCUUCCCUCAGACCAGAAGACCUGAAAAAUAUGUCCCUGACGGAGGAAAGGAUCACCCGGCUCCUCCAGCUGAUUGGAGAGGAACUGGAGCACAAAGGAACAGAGGGAGAGAAACCUCCUGGGAAGUUUUCCACGGAAAUCCUGCAGGUUCACGUUCCCGCCUGUAUCCUGGCGCUGUGCGGCUGGACCUGCAGUGCUGCCUCGGGCUCCAUGAACCUCUCCGUGAUCACCUGCUCCCGCUGCAUGAGGAAGGUUGGGCUGUGGGGCUUCCACCAGCUGGAAUCUUCCGCAGCUCCAGAGCCGGAUUCCUGCGGCUCCAGCAGCGCCACCCCGGCCGCUCCCGAGCGCUUCCCGCCCGUUCCCACAUCCCCGCGCCGGAUGCUGACGCGGAGCCAGGAUCCGGGAUCCGAGCAGCACGAGAAGAGCCCAUCCCCGGCCGUGUCCCGCCCAAGGGGUUGGGAUUCUCCCAGCUCCAUGGACCGGGGCGAGCUGGACGUGAGCAGGGAUGUGACGCUGAGGAGCCGCCCGGUGACACGGAGCAUGGGCCAGGGGGACAACAUGGAGGUGCCAUCCAGCCCUGUCCGCAGGGCCAAGCGAGCGCGGCUCUGCUCUUCCAGCAGCUCGGACACUUCCUUGAGGAGCUUCUUUCACCCCAGCUCUCAGCACCGGGAUUGGUGUCCCUGGGUCAGCAGCGGGGAGGGAGAGGAAUCCCUGGAAGAUGCUUCAUCCCAGACAGAGAAGGAACCUGGGAAAGCCAAGCCAGGCUGGGAAGUGGUGCUGAAGAGGCUCCUCAGCAUCCAAAAAUGUGACACGGAGCCCGAGACGGAGCCAGCGAGCCUCUCGGAGAAAUCCUGCAAGGUGUUCCGCAUUUUCCGGCAGUGGGAGAGCAUGAAUUCCUCCUGAAUUCCUCCUGAAUUCCAGAAACCAGCACGGGGAGCAUCAGGAGAGAGAGAGAGAGAGAGAGAGAUCCAAACCUCUCAGUGGCUCCAGCUCCGCGCCUCGGGAAGGGGAAUCCGAGGAAACUCCAAACUUGGCAUCUCCCCUUCCCUGGCUGCCUUCCUGAAGCUCCUGCCUUCACAAACUGCUGCUGUGUCCCCUGGGCUCCAGAGGGGCUGGACAGCCCUUCCCAGAGCUGGGAAUGUGACGAGGGGACACCGUCACCUCCUGAGGUGUCCGCGGUGUCCGGCCGCCUCGCGACGCCAGGUGGGAAUAAACAUUUCAUUUUUGUUGGUUUUUUUCUCC